ACAGCAUACUCAGACUCUCUGAGCCUCUUUCUCUCUCCCACUCACACAACCCACACAACACUGCAUAUAUCUUAGCUACCUCAUUACCAAAGAUGCCUGCAGAAAACGCAGCCACAUCCAACCUUAGUCGCCAUCAAGCUUUCCAACUGGAAGCACUGGCCAUGGACGACUCCAAAUUCUAUGAUGACGAUGGCCGCGUCAAACGAACUGGAAGUGUGUGGACUGCAAGCUCGCACAUAAUAACAGCAGUGAUAGGAUCCGGGGUUCUAUCUUUGGCUUGGGCCAUUGCUCAGUUAGGUUGGCUUGCUGGCCCUGCCGUCAUGAUCUUGUUCUCUUUCGUCACUCUCUACACUUCCUCCCUUCUUUCUCAGUGUUACCGCAGCGGCGACCCCAUCUCCGGCAAGAGAAACUACACUUACAUGGACGCUGUUGGCUCCAUUCUUGGUGGGGUGAACGUUAAGCUAUGUGGGAUGUUUCAGUACCUGAACCUGCUGGGAAUCGUAGUAGGAUACACAAUUGCGGCUUCUAUUAGCAUGAUGGCAAUCAAGAAGUCAAAUUGUUUCCAUAGCAGCGGGGACAAAGGGCCAUGCCACGAGUCAAGCAGCCAAUACAUCAUGAUAUUUGGGAUAAUAGAGAUUUUCCUUUCACAGAUUCCAGACUUUGAUCAAAUAUGGUGGCUUUCAACAGUUGCUGCAGUCAUGUCUUUCACAUAUUCCAUAAUCGGUCUCUCUCUUGGGAUUGCCAAAGUUGCAGAAAGGGGUAGUUUCAAGGGAUCCCUCAUAGGAAUCAGUGUUGGAGCUAUCUCAGAGGCCCAAAAGAUAUGGAGAACUUCCCAGGCUCUUGGUGACAUUGCCUUUGCAUAUUCAUAUGCUGUUGUUCUCAUUGAAAUUCAGGACACCCUGAAAUCCCCACCAAGUGAAGCAAAAACAAUGAAGAAGGCUACAAAGAUUAGCAUUGCAGUAACCACAACGUUCUAUAUGCUUUGUGGGUGCAUGGGGUAUGCUGCUUUUGGAGAUGCAGCACCGGGGAACCUGCUCACUGGUUUUGGUUUCUACAACCCAUAUUGGCUGGUAGACAUUGCUAAUGCCGCAAUAGUGAUCCACCUUGUGGGUGCAUACCAAGUGUUUGCCCAACCAAUCUUUGCGUUUGUGGAGAAAUGGGCGGCGCAAAGAUGGCCCAACAUUAACAGGGAUUUCAAAGUCCCAAUUCCGGGUCUUCCCCCGUACAAACUAAGCCUGUUUAGACUGAGUUGGAGGACAGUGUUUGUGAUGCUUACAACUGUCACGUCCAUGUUGCUUCCGUUCUUUAACGACAUAGUGGGAGUGAUUGGAGCAAUGGGGUUUUGGCCUUUGACGGUUUACUUUCCGGUGAUGAUGUACAUUAAACAGAAGAAUAUAGCAAGAUGGAGUGCCAAAUGGAUAACGCUACAGAUAUUCAGUAUGGCAUGCCUAAUGGUAUCACUUAUUGCUGCUGUUGGUUCUCUUGCUGGUGUCUUGCUUGACCUAAAGAAAUACAAACCAUUCCAAUUUGACUACUAGUUAAGCUCUAAUGUGGGCAGUCAUGGAUUUGGUUCGGGUUUUCUUGUACUUUGCACUGUUAUCUAAUACAUCAAUGAAUGCCAUAGGUUUCCU
This is a messenger RNA of Arachis stenosperma, 1631 nucleotides long. Its product is annotated as amino acid permease 4-like. The record is from RefSeq and is a predicted model, not a curated record. Gene Ontology annotation, cellular component: plasma membrane. Bases 93 to 1538 code for a protein of 481 amino acids. Lineage: Eukaryota; Viridiplantae; Streptophyta; Magnoliopsida; Fabales; Fabaceae. The transcript is spliced from 5 exons.